AGCACAUCGGGGAUCAGGAAGAUAUCGGCACAGGUCCCGAUCAAGAUCCCGUUCUCGGCACCACAGCCGAUCAAGAUCCCGUUCUUGAGGAAUGGGUUCGGAAACUUGUAGCUGAAUGGGCUGUGGCUUCUGCUCGGCAGAGCCACUGAGUCCAACACAAGGAGAUACACAGGAGGUCAAGCAUUACCAUGGUUAAGAGAAGAAAUUCUCUUGCAGCUUUCCUGGUUAUAGCAUACCAGGAAUCCCUUAUGCUUAACACAUCCACAGGAAACAUUGCUUUAUAUUUCAGUGAUUCAGAAAUACAUUUAAGAAAGUACAGAUAUAUUCAGUUUUUGAAACCAUGUAGAUAAUCAGAAGAUUUUUUUCUUUUCUUUCUUUUUUUUGGCAGACAUAUUUUCCUGCUUCUUAUUAAGAAACAAAACAAACUAAAUUGUCUGCAUAGUUUUUUUUUGUUUUUUUUUACCUCCCAGAUGCCUGAUUACUUGUUAUGGUAUUCAACUGAGAGUUUGUUUAUGUUUUGUAAUUGGAUUUAUUUUCUCUUGAAUUUGUUUUCAAAUACUUAAAAAAAAAAUCACUACUCCUUUAUUUUUUGGGAGAGAAAGAGAAAAAAGCAAAAGUGAAAUUGCAUUAUUUUUGAGGCAAUCAUCAUCAGUUUAUUUUUAAAAAGAAAAAAGAAAAAAAAACAAUGUAGCAAAAGUAAAUGAAUAUAAGGGGGUUGGAAAGCAAUAUUGUAGGUAAUCAUCCUGCAAUACGCAGUUGUGUUUAUUGGUCAUAUGUUAUAAAAAUAUAAUUUAAACAGAGCAUCCAUAUGCAUAAGAUUUAUCAGUUAUGGUACAGAAACUUUAAAAAUUCCAACAGUAUGGCAUUUUACUUUGAAGAAUGCUAUAUAAUGUAAAUUUUUAUUUUGUGUUGCUAUUACUGAUCCAGCAUUGAUUAUUAAUUUUUGGUGGUAAGUCAAAAUUGGAUAGACUUAGAAAAUAAUAGAUGUGAAUGAAUUUUGUGUGCGUGCAAAUUUGUUGUAGAGUGAAAAUAACUGAUGUAUUUUGGUUGUAUAAGUGUAGUAAUAAAUAUGAAAAUACAAAA
This is a messenger RNA of Penaeus vannamei (Pacific white shrimp), 1083 nucleotides long. The record is from RefSeq and is a predicted model, not a curated record. NCBI's taxonomy places the organism in Eukaryota, Metazoa, Arthropoda, Malacostraca, Decapoda, Penaeidae.